AUGUUUGUAGACAUAAUCAUCAAUGAUCAUCAAAUCAAAGGCUUCUCGCCCUGGCCAGGUCGUAUCUCGGAGCCCCCGGCAGAGCUCCGCCGUCUUACCGUCAAGAAAAACAUUCCCGAUCGAUGCAUUUUCUCCUUUGGUUCCAACAACUAUGCAUGGAUCGAGGAAACACAAAUCAAGCCAUACCAGGAGUUCAAAGAGAAGCUGCUCUCGUCGUACAAGUCGGCCGGCUUCAAGGAGGCCGUCCAGCAAAUCGAAGAGUUCAUCGCCUCGCCGGAAAACUUCCAGCAUCUGUUCGCCUCGGAGUAAGACAACCGCCCCGAUCCGGACGUCGAGUUCAACAAACUGCGCGAAGGUGGCACCGAAAGCGGCGAGGAAACGACCGUCAACAACACGUUCACCCCGGCAGCGCUGGAAUCGGUCGAAACGAAACCCGUAACGGCCAAGAAAUCCGCCGCCAAAAAGAAAGCUGUUUCCACAACCAAAGCCCGCGCGAUAGGCAACAAAGCGAAAGCUGCAACGGCCCUGAACGACACUUCAUCGCCCAAGCUCAAACGGAAAAUCCUCGACGAUACCCCCGGCGAUGUGUCCUCACUUGAUCUCGACACUUUCUCCCCGGUGCGUCGCAAUGUACUUGUAUCACAUCUGUUGAACCGACCAACGGUAGCCCGCCCAGCCACGCCGGAAAUCGAUAUGACCAGUGCACAGUGCGUGUCGAACGCGCUCCAGUCGCGCAACAUUCAGGCCUCGAAUCUGAAGUUCGGGUUCCUCGGACUAGGCAUCAUGGGCUGCGGCAAGGUCAAGAAUCUACUCAAUUCCGGCCACUCGAUUGUGGUUUGGAACCGGAAGUUCCAGGAAGCGGGCGCCGAAGUCGCCGACACCCCGUCGGACGUGAUCGAAAUGACCGAUGUGACGUUCUCGUGCGUUGCCGAUCCCCAGGUUGCCAAAGAGUUGGUAUUCGGAAAUUGUGGCGUCAUGUCGGCCAAUCUGGUCGGCAAAGGCUACGUUGAGAUGACCGGCAUCGGUCCCGAAACGUCACAUGACAUUGCAGAGCAAAUUAUCGCCAAAGGAGGACGAUAUCUAGAAGCACAAAUUCAGGGAUCCAAGAACCAAGCGGAGGAAGGAACGUUAAUAAUUCUGGCCGCCGGAGAACGGUUGCUGUUCGAGGAAUGCUAGACCUGCUUCGAGGCCAUCUCGCGCAACUCGUUCUACAUGGGCGACGUGGGCAAUGCAACCAAGAUGAAUCUGGUCCUGCAGAUGAUCUCCGGCGUGAUGCUGGCCGGUAGUGCCGAGGGGCUGGCGCUGGCCGAUCGAGCGGGUCUUCAACAGAAGGAUGUCCUGGAAGUGCUGGAACUGACAAGCAUGUCGUCAGAGCUGGUCAUGCAAAAGGGAAAUGCAAUCAUCAAGGGCGAAUUCCCGCCCCAGCAGGAACUGAAGCACAUGCAGAAGGACCUCAACCUGGCGCUGAACAUGGCCGAAGGUCUGGAGCACCCCCUGCUCAUCACGGCCGCCUCCAACGAGGUGUACAAGCACGCGAAACGCCUCGGCUACGGUUCCCACGAUUCCAGCGCAGUUUACGUGCGGGCAAGGUUUUAACAGCGACUCGGUCUAGCGCUGAAAGGAGGAGAUGUGAGCUUGAAGAAUUGAACGGCGACGACGAAGAAGGAAUGCAUGUAAGAGCGCGGGGAUGGACCAAGAUGGACGGAAUAACGCAUCCCUGCUGGGCACCACCGAAAUGUUGGGGUGGGCAGGGACGGCGUGGACGUUUGGAAAAAAGUUGAAG
Messenger RNA from Aedes aegypti (yellow fever mosquito), 1783 nucleotides. RefSeq names its product putative oxidoreductase GLYR1 homolog. The transcript has 2 exons. NCBI's taxonomy places the organism in Eukaryota, Metazoa, Arthropoda, Insecta, Diptera, Culicidae. Gene Ontology annotation, molecular function: NAD binding; NADP binding; oxidoreductase activity, acting on the CH-OH group of donors, NAD or NADP as acceptor. The record is from RefSeq and is a predicted model, not a curated record.